GCGGUAAUCAAUUUUUAAAUUUCGAGGUUAUACUGUCUUAUAUAUUCAGUAUUAUAAUUUUGAGAAGCUGAUUUGACGCAAGAAAAGGAAAGUCUAAAAUGAAUUUGAUUUAAGAGUAAAUAGUAUAAAAAAAAUCACUUUGCUUGCCCACUUGGUUUACUUUUUACGGUACAACAUGGCGCUCCCCUUGCCACUCGUGAGACGAGAGCUAGCUAGAAGGUUCGAGCGCAUUCAUGUUGGUGUGUUUAUAGAGGGAGGGAGCUGUUUCUGAGCUCAGACAAAAACUUAACCUGUCUAAACUCUACGGUGGUUUAUAGACAACUCAAAGUUGUGAACAUCAUGUCAGAAGAUAGAAGAUAUCCCCAGAACCUCCAGGGGGUCCUUCAGCUCGCAGUGGAGGCUGGAUCCGCUGCAGAGGGUCCUGCCCCUCUUGAACCCAUGUCAGAGGAGAGGAAAACAUGGCUGAGAGAAGCUCUUACAGAAUUAUGCAAAGGGCAGUUGGAUGAAGUGGAGCAGAUGAAGCAGUGCUUGGCUGUCCUACAUAAAGAGGGGAGUGAAAGGGAGAGAGUUGGAGAGGAAGAGAGGGGAGAGGAUGAUGAGGAUGAUGAGCGGGAAACAGCCUUUGAGAUGCUGUCUGAGCUGUGUGAGAAUCUGGACAAUGCCAGAGACCUGAUGAUCCUUGGUGGGCUGGAGUUGUGUGUCUCCCAGUAUCUUAAUCACACCCAAAGUGGGUUGAGGUGGCGUGCUGCCCAGCUCAUUGCCUCCUGUGCCCAGAACAUGCCACAGCUGCAGGUCCACUUGCUUGGCAUCGGGGCUCUGCCAAAGCUGCUGCAGCUGACAGAUUCAGACCCAAACCCUACUGUCAGAGUGAAAGCUCUUUACGCUGUCUCAUGUCUGGUCCGAGAGCAGGAGGCAGGUCUCCAGGCCUUCCUGUCCCAUGAUGGGUUUUCAGUGCUGAUGCGAGGCAUGCAGUCGGAGAACGAGAAGCUCAGAACCAAGUCGGCUUUCUUGUUGCUCAAUCUGCUGACGUCACAUCCUGAACAGAAAGACACACUUGUCUCCAUGGGUAUGGUACAGCAGCUGGUAUCAGUGCUCCGCACACCACAUUCACCUGUCCAUGAACACGUGCUUGGUGCCCUUUGCUGUCUGGUGGAAGACUUUCCACAAGGGCUCAAAGACUGUAGGAAUCCUACUCUGGGUCUGGAGGAAUUACUCAAACAGAGAGCCAAAGAACUCCAAGGAAAAGCUGAAAGUCAGGAAGAGCUUGACUUCUGUGAGCGUCUCAGGGUUAUGUGUUUCUCGGGGCAGCACUCAGAUGACGUCGGGAUGGAUCGUUAAUUUGUUUUUUCGUUUCUGACCUCACCUGUUUUGGCAUCAGUAUGAAAAGAUGCAAUUGAGCAUUCAUAAGCUGGGUCAUGGAUGCUGAGCAAUGUUUUUUGUCUGUUAUGACAGUUGCAUGUAAUCCAGGACCUGGAUUUCACUGUGUAAAUAACUGUACUGUAUAUUGUAAUGUGUAAAAUAACUGUACUGUUAUUUCAGUCCAAUCUUUGACAUUUUUAAUAUCUUAAAUAGAAUUCCAAGCAUCUCCAUUACAGACAGUAUGUAAAGUCCUUCCUAUUUUAAUUGGUGUUAAUCUGUUUAAUCUGUGUUAUUUUCAUUGCUUUAAGGUUUACAGUCUUUCAUUUCAGUUGUCUUUUUCAGAAAACAGAACUCACAGUUACAGACAUAUUUAUUUGCUUUUAAUGAAACACAGGAUUGUUUAGAUACAUACAGUAUAAUGUGCAGUUCACAUCAUACCACCACAUGCACAAUCUACCUGUAAACAUGGAUGUCUAAGAAAAUACUUUGAUCAUUAAAUCACAGAAUGCAAAUAUUAUAAA
Messenger RNA from Archocentrus centrarchus (flier cichlid), 1880 nucleotides. It is a transcript of the gene hspbp1, whose product is annotated as HSPA (heat shock 70kDa) binding protein, cytoplasmic cochaperone 1. NCBI's taxonomy places the organism in Eukaryota, Metazoa, Chordata, Actinopteri, Cichliformes, Cichlidae. The transcript is spliced from 8 exons. Gene Ontology annotation, molecular function: protein binding; adenyl-nucleotide exchange factor activity. The coding region runs from base 340 to 1338 and encodes 332 amino acids. Gene Ontology annotation, cellular component: endoplasmic reticulum. The record is from RefSeq and is a predicted model, not a curated record.